Molecule: messenger RNA, 1278 nt
Organism: Pieris macdunnoughi
Lineage: Eukaryota; Metazoa; Arthropoda; Insecta; Lepidoptera; Pieridae
Source: the annotation of a GenBank genome assembly
AUGAUGAUAUUCAUGAAUAUUUCUAUUGUUUCAGCUUUGGCGCUCUGCGACUGGUCGAAUCUUCAACUGCGUCGUCGCAAUCUGGCAAGACGUCACUGUGGACCAAAACAACACACUGACAACUUCGCACAAAUCGGAUCUGUGGCUACGUUCGAAGCUACCGAGUUGGUUCAGACUUUAAAGCAAAUUACGAAGACAUCGGCCGCUCCAGUCAACCUGAAACCUCUUCUGAUGUCUACCGCUAUGAAUAUGUUCUCUAACUACAUGUGCAACAUUCGCUUUGAAGAAUCAGACCCUGAAUUUCGUAAAAUCGUCGAUUACUUUGAUGAGAUUUUCUGGGAAAUCAACCAAGGCUACGCUGUUGACUUCCUCCCGUUCCUCGCACCUUUCUACAAGAAACACAUGGAGAAACUAUCGCACUGGUCUCACGAGAUCCGAUCUUUCAUUCUGUCAAGGAUUGUUGACCAACGCGAAACGACAAGUUCAUUUCACGACACUGAAAGUCCAGAAAAAGACUUCUUAGAUGGUUUGUUACGAGUACUACAUGACGAUCCUUCAGUAGACAGAAAUACUAUUAUUUUCAUGCUUGAAGAUUUUCUUGGAGGUCAUUCUUCUGUAGGAAACCUGGUUAUGCUAUGUUUAACAGCUGUAGCAAGAGAUCCAGACGUGGGCAAACGUAUCAAAGUUGAAAUUGACAGUAUCACGAAAGGAAAGCGAGCUGUAACUCUUACCGACAGGCCAUCCUUGCCAUACACCGAGGCAACAAUCCUGGAGGUACUCAGAUACUCAUCAUCUCCCAUUGUCCCUCAUGUGGCCACAGAAAACGCAGCAGUAGCCGGCUAUGGAGUAGAGAAAGGCACUAUCGUAUUCAUUAAUAACUAUGAACUGAACACAUCAACAAAAUACUGGAACGAGCCAGAGAAAUUUGAUCCGUCGAGGUUCCUGGAAAAGUCCAAAAUCCGUGUGCGACGAAACUCUCUUUGCGACUCCGGUAUGGAGUCGGAUGGGGAGAGAAAUGGACCUAUUGACAAAACAAGAGAGGUUGAGAAAGAGAUAGUCUCUGUAAGGAAGAAUAUACCUCAUUUUCUUCCAUUUAGCAUAGGGAAACGAACGUGUAUCGGCCAAACUAUGGUAACAACCAUGAGUUUUGUCAUGUUCGCGAAUAUUAUUCAAGAGUUUGAUGUAGCUGCUGUUAGUAAAGAUGACUUGAGGCAGAAGCCAGCCUGUGCUGCUCUUCCGAAAGACACAUACCCAUUGUACCUUUUACCAAGAAAAUAA